Vicia villosa (hairy vetch) is the source of this 865-nucleotide messenger RNA. Its product is annotated as transcription initiation factor IIF subunit alpha-like. The record is from RefSeq and is a predicted model, not a curated record. Gene Ontology annotation, biological process: positive regulation of transcription elongation by RNA polymerase II; transcription initiation at RNA polymerase II promoter. Bases 168 to 614 code for a protein of 148 amino acids. NCBI's taxonomy places the organism in Eukaryota, Viridiplantae, Streptophyta, Magnoliopsida, Fabales, Fabaceae. Gene Ontology annotation, cellular component: nucleus; transcription factor TFIIF complex. The transcript is spliced from 7 exons. Gene Ontology annotation, molecular function: RNA polymerase II general transcription initiation factor activity; DNA binding; TFIIF-class transcription factor complex binding.
AAAAGGUCCUAAAAAACUCUGAACUGAAAUCUAAAUUACAAAACCCUAGAAAGAAGACUCAUUGGACCUUAGAACUUAUUCUCCAGUGUUGUGGUGCAAUUUCAAUAACCAGAGGAACAACCGAGGGUCUCUACGCGCUGAUUCUGUGCGCGGCCUGUGGCAAAACCAUGCCUGAAAAUACCGCCAGAUGCAACGAUUGCAGCACCUCCGUCACUCGUGCGAUUCGAGAUGAAGAGGAUGCACGCGAUGACGGCGAAGUUGAACCAAAUGUAUCUGCAACAAACACAGCUUCUGGACCUAUAACAGCGGAAGAAACUAGAGCCUUUCUAAUGCAAAAGGGUCCAUUACCCACACAUGAGGUUGUGUAUAAAUUUAAGGCCAGAUUAAGAAGUGCAGAGGAUAAGCAAGCAUUUGCCGGUAUCCUGAAGAGAAUUGCAAAGAUACAGAAAAGUUCAAGUGGAACCUGUUAUGUUAUCCUGAGAAAGAGUUCACCAGCCACGUUUGGUGAAGAGGAUGCAGACGGUGAAAUUAUUGAUGGCGACGGUGGUGUUCCUCAUUCGACUGCUACAAAGCAAAAGGAAACUAAGGAAGGACCUGUUGACAACAUUGUCUAAACUAAGGAUAAGAUGGCAUUUGCUGAAAUCCUGAAGAGAAUCUCUAAGAUACAGAAAACUACAAGUGGAAAUAAUUAUGUUAUCCUGAGAAAGAGUUAACUAGGCAUUAUCUGUGUUUGACAGCUUAUACAAGUUAAUGUGAGAUAACUUUCAUAGUUUGUGCAUCAUGUUCAAGAUGCCAUGGGGAGUUUGGUAUUGAUUUUAGUAUUUGAUGACCAUUAAGUAUCCUACUUUUGUUUGGCAUUGAAUUA